Messenger RNA from Metopolophium dirhodum (rose-grain aphid), 2428 nucleotides. RefSeq lists its product as uncharacterized. The record is from RefSeq and is a predicted model, not a curated record. NCBI's taxonomy places the organism in Eukaryota, Metazoa, Arthropoda, Insecta, Hemiptera, Aphididae. The transcript has 13 exons. Bases 651 to 2330 code for a protein of 559 amino acids.
UUAUGUGGAUCGUAACCAUAGGGCAUAGACUUAUAAACUAUAUAAGUAAAAUUUGGAACAUUUUUACGGUCAUAUCCUCCGGUAGGUGCGUUACGUGUGCGCAGAGUGCCAUAGUCCGUAAGCUGUAGACUUGAACCACGAUUAAACUAUUAAAGAUACUAUCUAUAAUAGCCGUGACUUGAACCAAAAAUGUUUACAAUCAUAGAUAAAGAAGUAACAAGUUUUUGAUAUCAGCCAUUUAUUUUACACGCAACCAUAGACCUUAGACCAUAUACCUUACUGAACACUACACGAGACGUACCUACACACGUCCUUACUACAACUACGGCUUCAUAACGACUUCUAUAGUUCUAUAGUAACUACCUACAUAACCUAAUAUUAUUCAAUAUUGUUUUUGUAACCAUGAGCCAUGAGCUAACACUGAUACGGAACGCAUGCUUAUUGCUUAUAACUUAUUAGUUAUUAAUAUUGGUUUUUCAGUUUUCUUAAUUAUAUGUAAGUAAGUAGGCGUGUUGCCAGUCGUGGUUGUCGUUGUUUUUUAAUCUUAAAUAUCGUCAUAAAUCUGAAUUUUUUGUCAUACUUAUACGCAUAAAAAAAACACUGAAGACUGAAUUUAAUUGACAUUUAAGUGUCGUUUCGUACCAUUUUCUAUGAUGUCCAAUCCAAUUGAAAUUGAUGAGAUAAUUUCUAAUUUAAGAGCAACCAUCACAUCAAAUAAAGGUGGUGUACAAUUAAAUUGUAUUGAAUCUGAUUAUAAAAAUUUAAUUGGUGAACAUAUACCGUAUCAGAAACUAGGAUACAACUCUUUGUUAGAAUUUCUUGAGUCUCUCAAGGUAUUCAAAAUUAAAAAUAUUGGAUUUAACAAAUUUGUGCAUGUUGUAAGUGAUGGAAAGACUCAACAUUUGGAAAAAAUGAUAAAUAAACAAAAAACAAAAAAGUCUAAGCGUUCAAAAUCUAAGUUUCGUGUGGUACCACCUAAGAAUUUUAAUCAUACCUAUAAUAGCUACAACAGUUCUAUGCAAAAUCGGUUGAAAAAAAAAAGACAACUGGUCAAUAAUUUUGAAAAACAUACCGCUGAUGUAAAUCCUACCAUCAAAGAAAAUUGUAAAUUACCAAAAAUAAAAUAUGAAAAUAAAAUAUUUCACAAAAAAAAUAAAUUAAAAGUAUUUGCUCAAGACCGGUUACAAAAAUAUGAGAAAAAAGAUAUUUAUCAAAUUGAGGUUAAGAAUGAAGAAUUAAAAAUUAAUUCUACAAUAAAUAAGAAAUCAAAAAGUGAGACUAUAAUAAAUGAAGAUUCAAAAAGUGAAACUAUAAUUGAAGAUUCAUUUCUGGAACUAUCAGAAAUUUUCACAAAAAAAUGCAAUAUUCAUGAAACGGUGUACAAUAUACCAAUACAACCUAAACAAAUACCUACAUAUUACAAUGAUCACACUAGCUUGAAAAUGUAUCAGUAUGUAUUUGAAAGUAAAUGCAAGAAAAUUGUAACAGUGGUAGCUGUUUUAAGUCCUUCAAGCAUUUGUGUCGUAUUGGAAGAUAGCAAUACUAAUGCAGUGAUAACUAUAUUAAAUAAGUUGAAACUAUUUGAUGAAUUUCCAUUUAUCAAAGAAUUUGUAAUAAAAAAAUUAUUGGAAACCAAGUGUAUUUUAAUUCCAGAAAGUGUAAUUACACAUCCCCUUACCGUGACUCUAUAUGAUUUGGAAACUAAGAUGAAUAUAAAUGACGACAUAAUCAGUUGUUUCUUUCAAAAAGUAACACCUAACAUUACUUCUGGAGAUAGAUUUGAUUCUACAGAAGCUAAACUAAUAUCAAUGGAAGCUGGAUAUUGUUAUUUGCAGUUUAAUCAAGAUUUAAUAAAAUCUCUGGAAAAACUUUUUUCAACUGAUCAAUUUUUGGGACCUUGUUUAAAAAAUUCUAGAGAUGUUGAUUAUAAAGAUACAUAUUUGGCUUACUAUGAACUAAACAUUAAGGGAAGAGUUAAAGUGGAGUAUUUCGUCAAUGAUAAUCAAGUUAAAGUAUUUUUUAUCGACUAUGGCCGUUUCAAGAUUGUUGAAGUAAAUUCACUAAUUGAUCUAUUUAGUAUUAAUUCCCUUCUUGUUCGAAUUCCAAGUCAAGCAAUUAAAGUGGCAUUGCACAUGUUUCCUCCCGAAGAUGUUACAAGCAGAACACAACAGGAGUUGUUUAAUAUUUUGGGGAAUAAUACCAAUGUAUCCAUUUAUAAACUUAAGGAUUAUAAGGGACAAAUUCCAUGUGUCCAGUUAUGGAAUAUUGCAUAUCCCGAUACAUUUAUCAAUAUUAUUUUAUAUUCAAGGUUAUUCGAGUACGAGUUUUAGGAGAAAUAAGAAGUUUUCGAUGCAACAUACAAAGAAGACAUUUUGUAUUAUUUAUAUCUAAACAUACAUCAAAUAAAGAGAAGCUAAAAAAUUAAAAA